Aspergillus vadensis CBS 113365 is the source of this 1551-nucleotide messenger RNA. Its product is annotated as MDR family MFS transporter. The transcript is spliced from 6 exons. The coding region runs from base 1 to 1551 and encodes 516 amino acids. Gene Ontology annotation, biological process: transmembrane transport. Gene Ontology annotation, molecular function: transmembrane transporter activity. The record is from RefSeq and is a predicted model, not a curated record. NCBI's taxonomy places the organism in Eukaryota, Fungi, Ascomycota, Eurotiomycetes, Eurotiales, Aspergillaceae.
AUGUUGGACUCUGCAGCAGACUCCUCCGUCUUUGAGGACCGGCCUAGUAACUCUGAAAAAAUCGCGCACGAAAUCCCCACCGACACGAACGCACCGACACAAUGGCGCCAAAUUGUGAUAUUGUUGGCGCUGUAUCUGGUGAUGUUUGCAGUUGCGCUGGACAACACGAUACUUGCACCUGCUCUCGCCGUCAUCACGGACGAUUUCCACUCCCUCGACGAUAUGGGAUGGUACAGCUCGGCCUACCUACUGACAAUGUGCGCCACGCAGAUCCUCCACGGUCGGCUGUGUACCAUGUACUCCAUUAAAUGGGUUUACAUGGCAAAUCUGGUAAUCUUCGAAAUCGGGUCCGUCGUGUCGGCGGCAACUCCCACCUCGGUUGGCUUGAUACUUGGUCGAGCCAUCACAGGAAUAGGCGCGCAGGGCUUCUUUCGGGGACUAUCUUACUCAUUGCUGCGAGUGUGUCUUUGCGGCUUCAGGCAACGGCUCUGGCGGUUGCUGGGCCAUUACAAGGUCUCCUGGCGAUGGUGCUUCUACAUAAACCUCCCUCUGGGCGGAGUCGGCGCCGUGGUCAUCCUUUUCUUGUUCCAUGCGCCCUCUCCUACCUUUGUCCCUGAUGCAACGAAAGGCAGCCGACUAAAACAGCGAUUAGACCAGCUCGAUAUUGAAGGCACAGUACUCUUCAGCGCCUGCAUUAUUUGUCUCCUACUGGCCAUCGAAUGGGGUGGGGCAAAUGGCACUGGAGCAACGGCCAAAAAGAAAGAAAUGGCAAUGAUCCCACCAAGGGUAGCUGGAAGCCGGAAUGUCUGGAGCUGCGGUCUAUAUAGCGCUAUGCUUGGAGCUGCAUUUUAUAUUCUCGUGUACUAUCUCCCGAUAUGGUUCCAGGUUAUCAAAGGCGCGUCCGCCGUACGCUCAGAUAUUAUGAACCUUCCCAUGCUCGCAUCGCUGAUUGUGCUCUCCAUUCUCAGCGGUGCCUUAGUCUCCGCCAUGGGAUACUACCCUCCCACUAUGAUCUUGGGCUGUAUCCUGGUGCUCAUCAGCACCGCCCUGAUGACCACCUUUACUCCGGACACUGGGACCGUCAAAUGGGCUGGCUACCAAGUCAUCAUGGGUGCUGGGAUUGGCAUGGGGGCGCAGCAAACUGUCCUCGCUAUGCAGGCUUCACUGCCCGCUAAAGACGUGCCUGUUGGUACAGCGCUGAUGAUAUUCUAUCAGACGCUUGGAGGUGCUCUUAUCCUAAUCGUGGCGCAGAAUGUUUUUCAGCAUGAGCUGGUGAAGAGAUUAACCACUAGGAAUAUUCCUGGUGUAGACGCGAGCAGUGUGGCCGCUGCGGGAGCGACGGAGGUUAGGGACCUAGUGCCCGCCGAGUAUUUGGGAGAGGCGUUAGAGGCGUAUAACGAAGCGGUGGUGAGGACGUUUUAUAUCUCGGUUGCAUUGGCGGGCGUGGCGGUCUUAGCAACGUUUGUGCCGGAGUGGAAGUCGGUUAAGACGGGGGUGAAGAAUAGGGAAGAGCAGGACAAUAUCGAAAGCAGAAGGAAUGAGGUCCUGUAG